Acomys russatus (golden spiny mouse) is the source of this 3492-nucleotide messenger RNA. RefSeq names its product endothelin converting enzyme 1 (gene Ece1). Gene Ontology annotation, biological process: peptide hormone processing. Bases 87 to 2393 code for a protein of 768 amino acids. NCBI's taxonomy places the organism in Eukaryota, Metazoa, Chordata, Mammalia, Rodentia, Muridae. The record is from RefSeq and is a predicted model, not a curated record. The transcript is spliced from 19 exons. Gene Ontology annotation, molecular function: metalloendopeptidase activity. Gene Ontology annotation, cellular component: plasma membrane.
CCAGCGGGGCCACGCCCCCGGCAGCCCGCUAGUGGAAACACCAGGGGACCCGACCCAGACUGAGAGUCCCGUCCGUGGGGUACAGCAUGCGGAACAGCGUGUGGUUGUCAGCCGUGUUGUCUGCUCUGGGGAUGUCAACCUACAAGCGGGCCACGCUGGACGAAGAGGAUCUGGUGGACUCACUCUCUGAGGGCGACGUGUACCCCAAUGGCCUACAGGUGAACUUCCGAAGCCCCCGGAGUGGCCAGAGGUGCUGGGCAGCUCGGACCUCGGUGGAGAAGAGACUGGUGGUGCUGGUGGCGCUUCUGGCAGCAGGCCUGGUAGCCUGCCUGGCAGCCCUGGGCAUCCAGUACCGGACAAGAACGCCCCCAGUAUGUCUGACCGAGGCCUGCGUCUCAGUGACCAGCUCCAUCCUAAACUCCAUGGACCCCACAGUAGACCCUUGUCAGGACUUCUUCAGUUAUGCCUGUGGGGGCUGGAUCAAAGCCAACCCCGUGCCUGAUGGCCACUCACGCUGGGGGACCUUCAGCAACCUCUGGGAACACAACCAAGCCAUCAUCAAGCAUCUACUGGAAAAUUCCACGGCCAGUGUGAGCGAGGCAGAGAGGAAGGCCCAGGUGUACUACCGUGCAUGUAUGAACGAGACUAGGAUCGAGGAGCUUCGGGCCAAGCCCCUGAUGGAGCUGAUUGAGAAGCUCGGAGGCUGGAAUAUCACAGGACCAUGGGCCAAGGACAACUUCCAGGACACGCUGCAGGCGGUCACGGCUCAGUACCGCACCUCACCCUUCUUCUCCGUCUAUGUCAGUGCCGACUCCAAGAACUCCAACAGCAACGUGAUCCAGGUGGACCAAUCCGGCCUCGGCUUGCCCUCUCGAGACUAUUACCUGAACAAGACAGAAAAUGAGAAGGUACUGACUGGAUACCUCAGCUACAUGGUACAGCUGGGGAAGCUGCUAGGCGGUGGGGACGAGGACUCCAUCCGGUCCCAGAUGCAGAUGAUCCUGGACUUCGAGACAGCGCUGGCCAACAUCACCAUCCCCCAGGAGAAGCGUCGGGAUGAGGAGCUCAUCUACCACAAAGUGACGGCCGCCGAGCUGCAGACCUUGGCACCCGCCAUCAACUGGUUACCCUUCCUCAACACCAUUUUCUACCCGGUGGAGAUCAAUGAGACUGAGCCCAUCGUGGUCUACGACAAGGAAUACCUAGGACAGGUGUCCACCCUCAUCAACAACACUGACAAAUGCCUCCUCAACAACUACAUGAUGUGGAACCUGGUACGGAAAACAAGCUCCUUUCUGGAUCAGCGCUUUCAGGAUGCCGAUGAGAAGUUCAUGGAGGUCAUGUACGGGACGAAGAAGACCUGUCUUCCCCGCUGGAAGUUUUGCGUGAGUGACACGGAAAACAACCUGGGCUUCGCGCUGGGUCCCAUGUUUGUGAAAGCAACCUUCGCUGAAGACAGCAAGAAUAUAGCCAGUGAGAUAAUCUUGGAAAUCAAGAAGGCGUUUGAGGAGAGCCUGAGCACCCUGAAGUGGAUGGAUGAAGACACCCGGAGAUCGGCCAAAGAGAAGGCGGAUGCCAUCUACAACAUGAUAGGGUACCCCAACUUCAUCAUGGACCCCAAGGAGCUGGACAAAGUGUUCAAUGAUUACACAGCAGUUCCUGAUCUCUACUUUGAGAACGCCAUGCGCUUUUUCAACUUCUCAUGGAGGGUCACAGCUGACCAGCUCAGGAAAGCCCCCAACAGAGAUCAGUGGAGUAUGACCCCACCCAUGGUGAAUGCUUACUACUCACCCACCAAGAACGAGAUUGUGUUUCCAGCUGGAAUCCUGCAGGCGCCGUUCUAUACCCGCUCUUCACCCAAUGCCUUGAACUUUGGUGGCAUUGGUGUCGUCGUGGGCCACGAAUUGACUCAUGCCUUCGAUGAUCAAGGCCGGGAGUAUGACAAGGAUGGGAACCUCCGGCCCUGGUGGAAGAACUCGUCUGUGGAGGCGUUCAAGCAGCAGACGGAGUGCAUGGUGCAGCAGUACAGCAACUACAGUGUGAACGGGGAGCCUGUGAACGGUCGGCACACCCUCGGGGAGAAUAUCGCCGACAACGGGGGACUCAAAGCAGCCUACCGGGCGUACCAGAACUGGGUAAAGAAGAACGGAGCCGAGCAGACACUGCCCACCCUGGGGCUCACGAGCAACCAGCUCUUCUUCCUCGGAUUUGCACAGGUCUGGUGCUCCGUCCGAACACCUGAGAGCUCCCAUGAAGGCCUCAUCACCGACCCGCACAGCCCCUCCCGCUUCCGGGUAAUCGGCUCCCUCUCCAACUCCAAGGAGUUCUCAGAACACUUCCACUGCCUGCCCGGCUCCCCCAUGAACCCUCAUCACAAAUGCGAAGUCUGGUGAGGGCUAAAGCGCAGAGAUCACACAGACAGACGGAAGGAGGAAAGGGGCCUGCGACCAGCUCCCUCCAGCCUCCGGGACACCGCCCAGCCUCUCUGCCGCCUAGGGCCCCUUCCCUACCCUGGAGGGUAUGUAGCCAUUCUGUCCAAGCCUGCGAUGGAGGCUCAUCACUCGAGCCCAAGGUUUGACCCUCUCUGAAGCCCUGGCACCCCAGACACCCAGGUGUGAGGCUAGCAGGCAUUUGGGCGUCCAGCUGGUGGCUUGCCAGCCCUGCGUCUCACGCUGACGGUGGCAAUGGGACACAGAUCCUUGCCUACAUCCAGUGCCAGAAAUACCACAAUACCACUGUGUCAAAUGCUUUAAAGAUAUAUUUUUUGGGGAGACUUAUUUUUUAAGCAUGGAAUACACUGGAAAUCUUCAGGGAAAAAUGCAUUUAAAACACUUUUUUUUUAAAGGAAAGAUUAGUAUAUUUAUUAUGUUUUCUUUUUCUAAGUAACCUGUGGACAAAGGAAGCCCCAUUGAUAUACCCCCAGAGGACCCCAGGCUGCUGAAUGGGCGCCCCCAUAUUGAGCACUAAUUUUAGCCCAUUGUUGGUGUGAUGGCUUGUGCAGUCGCCCAUGUGACAGGGGACAUAGGGGCCAGACAGAGCAAGGCGCCAACUGAAGGGGCUAGUGUGGGCACAACCUUCUCAGCUUACCUGUCCUGUCUCUGGAGUCCAACCACAGGAGCCCCAUCAAGUUGAUACCUGUGGCAGCAUGAAGCCAUAAUAGAGGGCCCUCCAAAUAACUUGGGGGUGCCUGAACAAUCUAGUCUAGACCAUAGGAGCCCCUUGGGGCUGAGAUAACUGCCCCCCAUCAGAUGCACACUGUUGUCCAAAGAUGUCUUUUUUUUUUUUUUUUUUUUGUCCCACCUCUCCUGGCCUUGGACCCUGCUGCCUCUCUGUAGUAAUCCCCGACAUCCUGAAGUGGUCAGCCUCACUGACCCUCUGCAUCAAGGGAAAAGAAAAAAGAGAAAGCAGUCCAGUUCUCCCUCCAAGCUCUGUAGCCUGUAGUUACCCUGGCCUGGUUCCCAGGAACCCCUUUCUCUAGUGCCUUACCCGAGG